AUGGCGCCUAGCGAGUCGUCGAUCCUCUCCAGCUUCCUACUUCCUCCCGCACCGCUUCAGACCAUAAUCACCCUGCGCCAAUUCACCGACCUCUUCCCGCGCGCCCUCCAGUCCAAUCCCGCCAUCCCUAGGCUGUACCGCGAGCUGCAGCACCAACGUGCCAUUGAUACCGAUGACGUGAAGCGCAACAUUGCCGCCGAGUGCAAACGCGGCGAACGGCAAGCGCGCGAGGUCGCACGAGCGAGGAGGCGCGAUGAGGCUGCCGACAGCGCUGCGGCCGGUCUCACGCGCGGAGAAGAGAUGGAUGUAAUGAUGGAAGAGGACCUCCACGGACGCACUGGCGCUACUACCGGCCGUCGGAAGAAGCGGACAGCGGAGAUGGUCAUCGAGGACAUGGAACAAGCUGAGCGGGAUAUUGAAGAGGAAAUCGCGGAAAUCGAGGAAGAGACUGAGGCCGUAUUGGAAGACCUCAAGGGUAUUGUUGGCGAUCUUAGUGAUCUGAGAUACGGCCGUUUCAACAAGCCAGCUGGUGGUGGUGAAGAAUUGGGGCAAGAGACAGUGACCACUCUCCGACAACUACAGGCGACUUGCCAGGAUAUUGGGAACGGCUGA
Messenger RNA from Lasiodiplodia theobromae, 612 nucleotides. RefSeq names its product Kinetochore subunit Nkp2. Gene Ontology annotation, cellular component: Mis6-Sim4 complex; kinetochore. The transcript has a single exon. Bases 1 to 612 code for a protein of 203 amino acids. Gene Ontology annotation, biological process: chromosome segregation. The record is from RefSeq and is a predicted model, not a curated record. Lineage: Eukaryota; Fungi; Ascomycota; Dothideomycetes; Botryosphaeriales; Botryosphaeriaceae.